AUGAAUUCUGCUGGGAGAGUCACUUUGUUUUUUCUUUUAAUUGUCCUGAUAACGCAAGAUUGUUUCUCAUCUAAAGGAGAAGACAGGCUGUUUCGUCGUUUAUUCAGGAGGUAUAAUCAGUUCAUUCGGCCAGUGGAAAAUGUGUCCGACCCCGUCACAGUGGAGUUUGAGGUCUCCAUCUCACAGCUUGUUAAAGUGGAUGAAGUCAAUCAGAUCAUGGAAACAAAUCUUUGGCUGAGACAUAUAUGGAAUGACUACAAGCUGAAGUGGUCACCUAUAGAGUUUGAUGGAAUUGAGUUCAUCAGAGUCCCAUCAAAUAAAAUCUGGAGGCCUGACAUUGUACUUUACAACAAUGCUGUUGGGGACUUCUUGGUGGAGGACAAAACCAAAGCUCUUUUGAAAUAUGAUGGAACCAUCACUUGGGUUCCUCCUGCAAUCUUCAAAUCAUCCUGCCCUAUGGACAUCACAUACUUCCCCUUUGACUAUCAGAAUUGCUCUAUGAAGUUUGGUUCCUGGACAUAUGACAAGGCCAAGAUUGACCUGGUACUUAUUGGCUCAAAGGUAAACCUUAAAGACUUCUGGGAGAGUGGAGAGUGGGAGAUCAUUGAUGCACCCGGUUAUAAGCAUGACAUCAAGUACAACUGCUGUGAAGAGAUCUACCCAGACAUAACCUACAGUUUUUACAUACGGCGACUGCCCCUCUUCUACACUAUCAACCUUAUUAUCCCCUGCCUCCUAAUCUCCUUUCUGACAGUACUCGUCUUCUACCUUCCAUCAGACUGUGGUGAGAAAGUGACAUUGUGCAUCUCUGUACUCCUCUCUCUCACUGUGUUCCUUCUUGUCAUUACGGAAACCAUCCCGUCCACCUCACUCGUGAUCCCUCUGAUAGGCGAGUACCUUCUCUUCACCAUGAUUUUUGUCACCCUCUCAAUUGUCAUCACCGUCUUUGUAUUGAAUGUGCACUAUCGCACCCCUAUGACCCACACUAUGCCUAGCUGGGUCCGUACCGUCUUCCUCCGAGCUUUACCCCGCAUUAUGCUCAUGCGCCGGCCUCUCGAUCUAUCAGAGUCAUCUGGAAAAGGAGGACUAGAAAGUGGGGGCUCGUCCGGGACUGGAGCAGGACGAGGAGGAGAGGGAAAGAAGAGGAAAAACAGUGGAUCUCAGCAGGGAGCAAUGAACUCUUUGGAAUUUGGAGAAGGGAAAGCAGCAUUAGAAGGAAAGAAAGGCGGAUGCCCAUGUCACCCAAUGAAAGAGGCAACUGAGGGGGAUUGUGGGAAAGUAAGUCGUCAGUUGAGUCCACAGGCUAUUAACACAGUUGUGGCUUUCUCUGUGGUGUCACCGGAGAUCAAACAGGCUAUUGAGAGUGUGAAGUACAUUGCUGAGAACAUGAGGAGCCGCAACAAAGCCAAAGAGGUGGAGGAUGAUUGGAAAUAUGUUGCCAUGGUGAUUGACCGCAUCUUCCUUUGGGUCUUUGUGCUGGUGUGUGUGCUGGGAACUCUGGGCCUCUUCCUGCAACCUCUGAUUGGCUUCUUCUCGUAAUUAACUAUGCCAGCUUGCCUGUUCUAACCAAUAAUUAUCUGAGUCACUAACAUGCUCCAUAUUUAAUUAGUAUCACAAGUGUUCCGUCACUACAACAAAACUCUCCUACUAUAUACUGGUGUUCUUGCGCAGCAAAUAAAUAAUCAGGUGUUCUGUUUUUCUCUCUGCCACUCAUCAAUUGGAGACUCAAAGACUGUUUUUUGUCUUUUUAACAAUCAAUCACUCCAAGUGAACUUUCUAAUCACCAUCUAUCCUGAAGCACUGACAUGUCCAUAAGAAGACUAAUCAGACUGAUUGGUGUUCUGUGUCCACUGCUCAAAAUUACAUUCCACUUACAAUAUCUGAUUACACACGAUAUGUGGCGUUUUAUACCAAACAACAUGGCCAUUUUCUCUCAACUACUUGACAGUCACUCAGGAAAAUCUUCAAAAGACAUUGAUGGUGUUUUUCUUGCCAGUGGGAAUAGAGUAGAAGAAAUCCAGUUUAAGCACAAAGAAAUGUGUUGUGUAGAUUAGUUCACCAAAAUCUUCGAGGAUAAACAGUGAGCCGUGCGAUUAUGGGAUGAAAUUAGUCAAGAAUAUGGGUGAUCUAUAAAUAACUUUGAGUUGUAGCAUGGCUGCACUCCAGAAUAAAAAUGACUAAUCAGGUCCCAUUUAUGCCAAAUAAUUUGUGUUUAGAAUGAGAUUAAUUAAUCUGUUUUUUUUCCUCAGUGUCUCAUCCCUAUGAUAUUGCAUGGUAAAGAUUUUUUUUUUUUUUUCAUUUGAAGCAGAUGUGUUGACCAAGAUGUCUAAAUCCUUAACUGUUUUUAGUGGUGUGCAGGCUAUUAAAAUGACUGCUUUCCCUCCCUCUCUUACUCUCACGCUCUCUCUCUUGCUCCAUCAGCAAGAGACAUAAUCCCCUCUUUAAUAUCAGCAUUUCAGUUUUUUUUUCACUUCCACUUGUCAGCUUCUGACACUUUUGUAAAACAUUUUUUAAACAGAUGUCUUUCAAAUAAAAAUAAGUUCUUUUUGUUUGUUGUACACACUAUGAUCU
Molecule: messenger RNA, 2571 nt
Organism: Onychostoma macrolepis
Lineage: Eukaryota; Metazoa; Chordata; Actinopteri; Cypriniformes; Cyprinidae
Gene: chrna6
Product: cholinergic receptor, nicotinic, alpha 6
Exons: 6
Coding region: 1-1539 (512 amino acids)
Biological process (GO): monoatomic ion transmembrane transport; regulation of membrane potential; nervous system process
Cellular component (GO): neuron projection; synapse; postsynaptic membrane
Molecular function (GO): transmembrane signaling receptor activity; acetylcholine-gated monoatomic cation-selective channel activity
Source: RefSeq, a predicted model, not a curated record